UGACCAUGUCGACCUUGACCAGCCGACCCACUUGGCGCGACAGUUGAUUAGCUAACGUGUUGACAUCGAGGUGGGUUCCGAUUUGAAGUAUAUCAGAUGUCGGAAACGAAGAUUGCAAUGAGGAGUCCUUAUUAAGUAGAACUACUUCUUAUAGUAAAGGUCGAGUCACGACCAGUAAAACCUGGAGUAUUAAACUCUGUAUCAGUAAAUAUCCAUAAACUGUUCGCAUGUAACGGAAAUCAAUAGGAACGGAGAAUCUUACGAUUAAGUUCAUACUCAAUCAACGAUUUCUUCAUCACUGUAACUUGUACCUGUUUACUUUUCUGUUCACCUUAUAUAAUUGAGAGAAGUUAAUGAUUUCGGCUUCCCUUUUUUAUUACGACUGUUUUUUGUAUUCUAAACUAGUCAGGUUCUUCUUGUGGAAACAUUUACUAUUAGACUGAGUUGUUUGUCUUGCCGUCACACACCAUUGUAUAAUUCAAUGAUGGAAAUUGAGAUUAACAGUGAUCUGAGUGGCGAUCAGAACCGUCCAGAACGUACUUAUGAGGAACAAAUACAAUGUGUAGGUGUGUUCGCCCAGCCUAUGGCUUCAAAAAAAUUAACAAAGCGUUUGUAUAAACUCGCUCGAAAAGCUAAACGCGUAAAGAAAACAGAUGUCGGAAUCAAAGCAAUCUUAAAAGCCAUUGAAAAGAAAGGUGUAUCUGGUAUCGUCGUAUUAGCUGGUGAUAUUAGCCCGUUUGAUCUGAUAUCCCAUGUGCCAUUGGUGUGUGAGGAGCACGACAUACCUUACUGCUAUGUUCCGUCAAAGUUUGACCUCGGUGCAUGUGUAUCUUCAGUUACCCCUAUACCUAUCGUUUUCAUAACACGGGAUGAACAGUAUGGUGAUUUGUAUGACAAGUGUUACACUGCUGUUGACGCAUUACCUCUUCCUUUAUAAAAUCCCUGUAAUCAAAAAGCAGAAUUUUUUCAAUAAAAAUAUUAUUGCACUUAUUCUUCUGAACAGUCGCUCUUCGCAUUACAACACGUGAUAAUUUUAGUACUAUAGUCGACAUAUUUUAUUUGCAUAACUUAAUCAUUAUUUAGUACUGGUAUAUAAUUUCAAAAAAGUAAAUUAACAGAUGAACGUAAAUGACUUCAUUAUACUGAUUCAACACUAACAAGCGUGUUAGUGCUAAUUAAUAAAAUUCCCGAUAGGGUCAGAAUCGUUGUUUGGCCAUCAUCUCUAGUCAAGUAGUUUAUUUUUAUCAUUGAGUUUUCAUUAUUUUGCAUAGUAUCGGUAUGGCAACUUGAACCGAU
Schistosoma bovis is the source of this 1296-nucleotide messenger RNA. Lineage: Eukaryota; Metazoa; Platyhelminthes; Trematoda; Strigeidida; Schistosomatidae. The record is from the annotation of a GenBank genome assembly.